This is a messenger RNA of Triticum aestivum (bread wheat), 975 nucleotides long. Its product is annotated as protein DETOXIFICATION 40-like. Bases 134 to 436 code for a protein of 100 amino acids. Lineage: Eukaryota; Viridiplantae; Streptophyta; Magnoliopsida; Poales; Poaceae. The transcript has a single exon. The record is from RefSeq and is a predicted model, not a curated record.
GCCAUCAAGCAGCAGCAACAGGACCGGAGGAGCUCCUCGCUCGCUGCGCUAGCUAGCUAUAGUAGCCAAUCGACAGAGGACGUCUCUUGACUCUUGUACUGCUACCAAGGUAGCUAGUUAGUAGCUACACAGCAUGGGUGGCGACGGGGACGCCCCGAGCCGGCUGGAGAGCAUCCUGACGGACACGUCGGCCCCGCUGGGGGAGCGCGCGUGGGCGGUGGGGUCGGUCGAGCUCCGGCUGCUUGUGCGGCUGGCGGCGCCGGCGGUGGUGGUGUACAUGAUCAACUACGUCAUGUCCAUGUCCACGCAUAUCUUCUCCGACCACCUCGGGAACCUGGAGCUCGCCGCCGCCUCGCUCCGCAACACCGCACUACCGGAAAAGAGUCCUACCACGACGGCCAAAACAAUGCCGACGGCCGCCGUCGGCCUAUUUUGAGCUAUGGCGACAGCCUCGUCCUGGCCGUUGGCCUAUCCUGGCCGUCGAGCUACCCCGAUCUAGGCCGAUGGCACCCGUCGGCACCAAAUGGCCGUCGGCCUAGCUGAGAACACGCCGACAGCUGCCGUCGGCAUAAAAUAGCCUUCGGCAUACCCGUGGGCCCGGCGAUCCCGUCCGUGACUAGCGGCUAACGUCGUCAAAUCUACGCCGACGGAGGGGACGAGCAGCCGUCGGCAUAUCUCCGCAUGCCACGUCACUGAUCCGCGGCGCACCGUCCAGCACGUAUGCCGACGGCGGCCGUCGGCAUACCCGCCACAUCAGCGAUCCGCGGCACGCCGCCCGCCUAAACCCUGCCAUCUCUAUGCCGAUGGCAAUGUUGUCGGCAUAGUUAAUUUUAUGCUUUUUUAUGUAUUAUUAUACUAAUAGAAAUGUAGCGUAUGCUUUUUUAUGUAUUAUUAUAUGAAUAUAUAUGUAGUUUUGGAAAAAAAUCAUUGAUUAUGAAUAUAUAUAUAUAUAUAGUAUGUAUUUCUUUUCGAGCA